UUCGAAAUCACCCACACCGAUGCUGAGAUAUUCGCAAAACUUGGACCCCUAGCCAGAUCGAACCACGAUUUCCCUUUCCGGGGCGCCCGCGCAUUACACACUGCGCCAUGGACGUCUUUGCUCUCAUCUUGUUGACGACGCUGACAUUCUUUGCCUUCUACCAUCGCCUAUGCGAGUUUUUUGUGUCAUACUCUGUGCCUUGCUGUUCUUCUCCUUAGCAUCUGCUAUCUUCAAUAGCCUUCAAGGGAAUUCUCACGGUUCCAGCAGUUUUUGUAAACGACCUGGAGAACCGUUUCGGCCUGAUGUUUUGUGUCCAGGCGAAACAAUGUUUUUCUACUACUCUUGUUGUAGUCAUUUGAGCGGCAACGGUUUAAAAUGCUGUGCAGAACUUUGGGUGGUUUAUCUUCACGACUCAUGCAUUGUCUUCAAUGCAUAUGAUAUUCUAGUGUGGUUUGCUUGGACAGGUUCUUUGCGCUGCUUGUUCUCCAGCUUUUCUGCGCUUGUCGGCUGCAUUACGUUCACAUUUCAGAUCCCAGGUUCUCUACCUCCCACCAUUGGAAAUUUUUUGCGCAGCUUCCAGAAAUUUGUCUCAAGAACUUUACACAUUUCAGAUUUGAAUAAUGUCACAUCGUGUCGGAAUACAAGGGCGAUGAGGACGACAACUGAGCGUUUGGUUAGCGUUUUGUGGAGUCCUCGUUUUUUCUCUGAUUGA
Angiostrongylus costaricensis is the source of this 712-nucleotide messenger RNA. The record is from the annotation of a GenBank genome assembly. Lineage: Eukaryota; Metazoa; Nematoda; Chromadorea; Rhabditida; Metastrongylidae.